AGCAGGCAGUUUGUGAAGUCGGUCGCGGAGUGCUGCGAAUUCCUGCUCGAGCCGCCACCACUCUGCAACACUGGCAAAGAGAAAACCUGAGGAGAGAAGGAGCGAGUGAGAGGGAGAGAGAGAGAGAGAGAGCGUGAGUGAGUGGGGGAAGGAGUGAGUGAGCGUGUGAGAGGGAGAGAGAUAGAGAGAGAGAGAGACUCACUGUGCGCCGGGUCCACAUUUGCACGAUGGCUUCGGAUCCGGGGCUGCUGCUGCUCUUACUGUGGACUAUAUCUCUCCAGGUUCAGGGCUCCAAAGACACAAACAGCAAUGAAGUUAAUCUCCUCGACACAUCACUGAUAUCAGGAGACUGGGGGUGGCUGACGUACCCAUCACAUGGGUGGGAUGCCAUUAAUGAAAUGGAUGAGUACUUCACCCCAAUUCACACCUAUCAAGUGUGCAACGUGAUGAGUCCCAGCCAGAACAACUGGCUCCGGACCAAUUGGAUCCCACGCGAGGGGGCCCGACGCAUCUACAUCGAGAUCAAGUUCACGCUGCGCGACUGCAACAGCAUGCCAGGUGUGCUCGGCACCUGCAAGGAGACCUUCAACCUCUACUACUAUGAGGUGGACCGCGACCUGGGCCGCUCCACCAUCUGGGAGAACCAGUACGUCAAGAUCGACACCAUCGCCGCAGACGAGAGCUUUACUGGCGUGGACCUGGGCGUGCGGCGUCUCAAGCUCAACACCGAGGUGCGCGGUGUUGGCCCACUGACGCGACGCGGCUUCUACCUGGCCUUCCAGGACAUCGGCGCCUGCAUCGCCGUCGUCUCGGUGCGCGUCUACUACAAGCGCUGCCAGGGCGUGGCGCGCGGCCUGGCCAUCUUUACCGACGUGGUGACCGGUGCCGACUCAUCCUCACUGGUGGAGGUGCGGGGCCAGUGUGUGGACCACGCCGAGGAACGGGACACGCCCAAGAUGUACUGCAGCGCCGAGGGCGAGUGGCUGGUGCCCAUUGGCCGGUGCGUGUGCAGUGCUGGCUUCCAGGAGCACCGCGACGCCUGCAUCGCGUGUGAAGUGGGCUACUACAAACCCACAGCAGGGGACCAGCAGUGUGAGAAGUGCCCGCUCCAUAGCCACUCAGAGACCAGAGCUGCCCUCACCUGCCCUUGCGAUGCCAACUACUACCGAGCCACCUCUGAUCCUCCCGCAACUCCCUGUACAAGACCCCCGACUGCACCCAUAAAUGUGAUCUCAUCAGUGAACGGCACCUCGGUGAGCUUGGAGUGGGGCUCCCCAGUUGAUAGCGGCGGCCGCAGUGACGUCAUCUACAACGUGUCGUGCCAGCGCUGCGCGCAGGACUGGAGCCAGUGCGCGGACUGCAGCACCGGGGCCGGCGUGUCGGGCAGUGCCGCCGCCAUGGGGCCUGGGGCGGGGCUGGGGGUGAGCAGCACAGGUGGGAACGUGGUGAAGCUGGGUGGAGGUGCGGGGGUAGUGGCUCGCACUGGGGCGCCGCUCAUCCGCUUCAUACCGCAGCAGAUGGGCCUCACCGACACGCUGGUGACGGUGCUCAACCUGGCGGCGCAUGCCAACUACACCUUCCGCAUCCACUCGCUGAAUGGGGUGUCGCGCCUGAGCAAUGAGCCACCGCAGUUCACCACCGCCAAUAUCACCACAAACCAGGCAGCUCCAUCCCAGGUACUUGCCAUUCGACAAGAGAACGCUAGUCAGAACAGUGUCACCCUGCUCUGGCAAGAACCUGACCAACCCAAUGGCGUAAUACUUGAGUAUGAUAUCAAGUACUACGAAAAGGAAAAUGAGCUUCAGAGCUACUCGACAGUCAAGUCCAAGAACACCAGCGCAAAGGUGUCGGGGCUGAAGCCUGGCACACGCUACGUCUUUCAGGUGCGAGCCAGGACCUCAGCAGGUUGCGGCCGCUUCAGCCAAUCGGUGGAGGUCCAGACGGGCAAAGCUGUCCCUUUACGCUACGACACAAUGACAAUCAUCUGGAUCUGCCUGGCACUAGUAAUCGGCCUAAUCACCUUCCUGGCUAUUGUCAUCUGCAGAAAACGGCAAGAGGAGUACUUUGACUUAUCCACUUUUACCGUACACUGCGGUUAUAGCAAGGCCUUCCAAGACUCUGACGAAGAGAAGAUGCACUACCAAAAUGGCCACGUCUCAUUUCCUGAAGCCAGGUUCUAUAUUGAUCCCCACACGUACGAGGACCCAUGCCAGGCAGUACAUGAGUUUGCCAGAGAAAUUGAAGCCUCCAGGAUCAAAAUUGAGAAAAUCAUAGGCUCAGGGGAAUUUGGUGAGGUGUGUUAUGGACGCAUGAAGCUCCCGGGAAAGAGAGACAUCCCUGUGGCCUUGAAGACACUGAAAGCAGGCUACAGUGAGAAGCAGAGGAGAGAUUUCCUCAGUGAGGCCAGCAUCAUGGCACAGUUUGACCAUCCCAACGUCAUUCGGCUGGAAGGAGUGGUCACACACAGCAAACCAGUGAUGAUAAUCACAGAGUACAUGGAAAAUGGAUCAUUGGACUCUUUCCUUAGGCGGCACGACGGCCAGUUUACUAUCAUACAACUCGUCGGUCUUCUUCGGGGUAUCGCGGCUGGGAUGACAUACCUGGCUGACCUUGGGUUCGUCCACAGAGACCUGGCUGCACGCAACAUACUGGUCAACAGCAACCUGGUGUGUAAAGUGUCAGACUUUGGACUUUCUCGCGUUUUGGAGGAUGACCCAGAUGCAGCUUAUACUACAAGUGGGGGAAAGAUCCCGAUCCGCUGGACAGCCCCAGAGGCCAUUGCCUACAGGAAGUUCUCAUCAGCCAGUGAUGUGUGGAGCUAUGGUGUGGUCAUGUGGGAGGUCAUGUCAUAUGGAGAGCGUCCUUAUUGGAACCUGACAAACAGAGAUGUGAUAAAGUCAGUAGAAGAGGGCUACAGGCUGCCUUCACCCAUGGGCUGCCCUGUUGCAUUACACACGCUGAUGCUGGACUGCUGGCAGAAAGACCGCAACGAACGGCCCAAGUUCUGCCAGAUCGUCACGGUCCUCGACAAGCUGAUCCGCAACCCAGAGAACCUCAAAUCAAUGGGCACAAUGUGCAGACUAAACAGUCCUUUGAUGAACAGAACCAAUCCUGACUUCAGCACCUGCAGAUCAGUGGGAGACUGGUUGGACACCAUCAAGAUGGGCCGCUACAAGGACCACUUUGCCGUGGGGGGAUACUACACCCUGGGCCACGUCAUGGGGAUGAAUCAGCAAGACAUCCAGAGGCUGGGGAUUACCCUCAUGGGUCACCAAAAGAAGAUCAUGACCAGUGUUCAGAUGAUGCGUGUUCAAGUGCUAAACAACAGUGUACCGUCGGUGCAUGUAUAAUCAAGCGCGACGCACCCGGGGCCUACUGCAGUGUCCACACUUCAAAGGGUCAUCGACAGCCUGAUCGCAUCGGAACCAUGAACCUUUAAAAGACUCCUCUGAGAAAUCAAGUUUCAGCAGGACUGCUAUAAUGCAGAAGUUUUGACUGAGGGAGGGGUGGGGAGGGGAGGGGGGCAAAA
Molecule: messenger RNA, 3529 nt
Organism: Alosa alosa (allis shad)
Lineage: Eukaryota; Metazoa; Chordata; Actinopteri; Clupeiformes; Clupeidae
Gene: epha8
Product: eph receptor A8
Exons: 17
Coding region: 228-3350 (1040 amino acids)
Biological process (GO): cell surface receptor protein tyrosine kinase signaling pathway; axon guidance; protein phosphorylation
Cellular component (GO): plasma membrane; neuron projection
Molecular function (GO): ATP binding; transmembrane-ephrin receptor activity; protein binding
Source: RefSeq, a predicted model, not a curated record